This is a messenger RNA of Oryzias melastigma (Indian medaka), 1257 nucleotides long. It is a transcript of the gene mrm2, whose product is annotated as mitochondrial rRNA methyltransferase 2. Gene Ontology annotation, biological process: RNA methylation. NCBI's taxonomy places the organism in Eukaryota, Metazoa, Chordata, Actinopteri, Beloniformes, Adrianichthyidae. Gene Ontology annotation, cellular component: mitochondrion. Bases 27 to 779 code for a protein of 250 amino acids. The transcript is spliced from 2 exons. The record is from RefSeq and is a predicted model, not a curated record. Gene Ontology annotation, molecular function: rRNA (uridine-2'-O-ribose)-methyltransferase activity.
AAGUUUGCGCAUGCGCAAAGAUUACAAUGUGGACUACAGGUUUGUUUUCGUUAAAAUUACCACUGACUUUCCACUUACAGGUGAGAUGUGUUCACUCUUCGUUGAGUUUAUUAAAGAAGCAGACGGGUAAAACUGCGGCGGAGCAGCGCUGGCUGCAGCGACAGCUCAAAGACCCGUAUGUUAAAGCCUCGCACAGCCAGAACUUUCGCUGCAGAAGCGCUUUUAAACUGCUGGAGAUUGACGACAAAUUCCGGCUGCUGCAGCCCGGAAGCAGCGUGGUGGACUGCGGGGCUGCGCCCGGAGCCUGGAGCCAAGUGGCCAUUCAGAAGGUCAACUCUGCUGGAUCAGAUCAGGAUUUACCUCGUGGGAUGGUAAUUGGCAUCGAUCUCCUUCACAUACCGCCCCUCGAAGGCGCACACUUCUUAUCCUGCCACGACGUCACUGAUCACGCCACACAUGCCGAGCUCCAGGCGCUGCUCCCAAGUGGCCAGGCUCAUGUCAUCCUGAGUGACAUGGCGCCCAACGCCACGGGCUUCAGGGACAUGGACCACGAAAGACUCAUCACCAUGUGUUUGUCUCUGAUAGACUUGGCUGAGAAGGUUUUACUGCCCGGCGGCUCUCUGCUCUGUAAAUACUGGGACGGGGUUCUCGCUCAUCGACUUCAGGAGAAGCUCUCAAGCGUGUUCAGCAGCGUCCGAACCGUGAAGCCAGACGCAAGCAGGAAGGAGUCAGCUGAGAGAUACUUCUUGGCCAGAAUGUACCGUGGCCCAGUGAAGUGAUGCUUUCAUUGUCUUCUCCUCCUUUGAUGUGUGUCACAGCCACUGAAGUGCUCACUGUGCUUGUGAGCUGAUUGAACUCAAACAAGCUCGUUUGUCUGUUAUCAAGAGGUGGCACUGUUGAGGCAUCGGUGAGGCUGGUUGCCUCGGCCACAUUAAACACUGUUCUCUGCAGCCGGAGCACAGCAGCAGUGAAUCGCUAAAAUGGAAGCCUAUGCAAGGUUGAGUGAGAUAUUCCUCAAGAGUCCCGCGCUGUUUUCUCUCUGCAUAUUGUUUGCCCCAACUGUUUGUUCCACACACUCAGUUUGGUGUUUACUUUGUUCCAGAAAGUCAUUUACCACUUGUGCUUAUUCUAAUAAUUUGCACUUCCAGUCAUGUAGAAAUAUGGUUUCUUUUAUUGAGAGCAAAGGGUGAGAAACACAAAUAAAUAAAUGCCUCACAUUGUCUGAUUAAAAGAACGUGGGAGCACACAUAAGCCUUG